ACAAGCCAAGGACCCUUGGGCCCUGAGACCAAGAGGGCGGAAGACCUGGAAGCCCCGCCUGGUGCUAACCCGCGAGGCUGCGCGUAGCUGGGUCGGUGUCCUGGCAACGCCGACGCGCUUCUGGGGUUGCUUUUAAUAUUUAAAGUUAACACGUGCACAGAUGAGUCUAUACACCGGAAACGGGCCACAAGGCCGUCAGAGCUCCUGCAUCGCCAGAACGACCUGCAGCAGAGAGGUGGAGAAGGUUCCAGAGAAAGUAGACUCCGGUACUAAAGACAAGGAUUUCCUGGAAUCGGAGGGAUUUUUCGUCAAUACAACAUCCUCUGACCAAAGGGGCAGCUCCUCAUGUUCUGCAGUAAUAGGUGGAAACGUCAGCACACCUCCAGCCCCCUGCAGAGUGUCUGCUCUCCCAGACCCUGUGGCAGAUUUGGAUCUGAAAUCCUCUUCCUCACAUUCCAAUCACUCCUCUGAAACCUCAUUGUCUGAAGUCCAAAAGGAUAAAUAUCUCGAGGAGUUUAGCAUGCUAAAGUUACAGACAAGAGAUGGGCAGCGUCCUGAGUGGACCUUUUAUCCAAGGUUUAGUAACAGCAUCCACACCUACCACAUUGGAAAGCAGUGCUUCUUUGAGGGGGUCUUUCUCAGCAACAAGAGGUCUCUAGUGGAGAGGACAGUGGACAAGUGCCUUGGGAGGAAGAAACAUGAUAUUGACCCCAGGAAUGGAAUCCCGAAGUUAACUCCAGGAGAUAAUCUAUAUAUGUACCCAGAACAGAGUAAAGAUUUCCACAAAAUAGGGUCAACUCUCCCACCAGUGAAUUUUUCAAUAGUGCCAUAUGAAAAGAAAUUUGAUACAUUUAUUCCACUUGAGCCUCCUCCACAAAUUCCCAACUUGCCCUUCUGGGUGAAGGAGAAGGCCAACAGGCUGAAGAACGAGAUAAGAGAAGUUCAGGAACUUGACAAUUGGCAGCCAGCGACCCCUUUGCUGCACAAUUUAUUCUCCACUGGUACUUUGGACUUUCCAAGACAGCCCUGAGCAGAAGGAGGCCCAUGGAGCAUGCACCAAGCACCCUGGUGGGGGGCCUCCUUCAGUUGACUGCUCCUGUUGGUGUGCCUGUUCUCAGUCAAAAGUUUGACUUUGAUGAGGGGUCACUGUACUUGUUUUCUUUUUAAACUUUAUAUUUUGAAAACUUGCAAACUUGCAGAAAAAUUACGAGAAUUGUACAAUGAACAAAUACCUACAUAUCCUUCACCUGAGCUCUCUGCUUGUUAACGCCUGCCCAAAUUUGUGUGCGCGCUCUCUCAUAUCAUCGUGGUUAUUGUUUUGCUGAAUUACUCAAGAGUGCAUGGUAGGCAUCAUCGCCCUUACUCCUACAUAUCUAUAAACCUCAGUGUGUGUCUCCUAAGGUCAAGGAUGUUCUCCAACAAUUACAAUACAAAUAUCAAGUUCAGAGAAUUCAACAUUGAUAUAAUACCCCCACUAUAUA
Molecule: messenger RNA, 1481 nt
Organism: Phyllostomus hastatus (greater spear-nosed bat)
Lineage: Eukaryota; Metazoa; Chordata; Mammalia; Chiroptera; Phyllostomidae
Gene: SPATS1
Product: spermatogenesis associated serine rich 1
Exons: 9
Coding region: 161-1030 (289 amino acids)
Source: RefSeq, a predicted model, not a curated record